CCAGGUCAUGAUUUUCGUUUUCUCGUGUCAUUUUUUUGAAGAGAGGAAAUGAUCGUAGUGGAACUUGUUACAAGUCAGUCACUGAUACGGAGCCUUUGUAGUUCAGAAACGUUCAUAGAAGAACAAAUAUAACCCUUUUUCUGUUUUUGUUCUGGAGCCUGUGCUGUUAAAAAGGGAAAUAAAAAUGACGACUUCGUCUAUCAGGCGGCAGAUGAAGAACAUUGUGAACAACUAUUCCGAAGCCGAAAUAAAAGUUCGGGAAGCGACCUCUAAUGACCCUUGGGGUCCCUCCAGUUCGUUAAUGACUGAAAUAGCAGAUCUGACUUACAAUGUUGUGGCCUUUUCUGAAAUUAUGAGCAUGAUCUGGAAGCGGCUGAACGACCACGGCAAGAACUGGCGACACGUGUACAAGGCCCUUACUCUGUUAGAUUACCUGAUCAAAACAGGUUCUGAGAGAGUCGCUCAGCAGUGUAAAGAGAAUAUUUUUGCUAUUCAGACAUUGAAAGAUUUUCAGUACAUUGAUCGAGACGGUAAGGACCAGGGCAUCAAUGUAAGGGAGAAAUCCAAGCAGCUAGUGUCUCUGCUGAAGGAUGACGAGCGACUCAAGACAGAGAGGGCUCAAGCCCUGAAGACCAAAGAACGGAUGGCUCAGGUGGCCACUGGAGUGGGGAGCAAUCAGAUCACGUUUGGCCGCGGUUCCAGCCAGCCAAAUUUAUCCACGAGCUACUCGGAGCAAGAAUAUGGCAAGUCCGGAGGCUCCCCAGCCUCUUAUCAUGGCUCUACAUCCCCUCGGGUCUCCUCCGAGCUGGAGCAAGCACGGCCGCAGACGAGCGGGGAAGAGGAGCUGCAGCUGCAGCUUGCGCUGGCCAUGAGCAGGGAAGUUGCAGAGCAGGAGGAGCGCCUCAGACGCGGAGAUGAUCUGAGAUUACAGAUGGCUCUGGAGGAGAGUCGCAGAGACACAAUUAAAAUUCCCAAAAAGAAGGAGCAUACAACCCUGUUGGACCUAAUGGAUGCCCUCCCCUCGUCGGCACCGGCAUCGCAGAAAACAGAACCUUGGGGACCUCCUGCUGCUGCAAACCAAACUGAUCCCUGGGGAGGGUCCACGGUUGCAGCUACUGCCUCCGACCCAUGGCAAUCAUUUGGUGCCAAACCAGCUGCUUCCGUUGAUCCUUGGGCAGCACCAGCAGGAUCCACAGCUCAGCCUCUGUCCAAAAAUGUUGACCCCUGGGCUCCUGCUCAGUCGUCAUCUACUGCAGCAAAACCCUCCGUGGAUCCUUGGGGACCAGCACCUGCAAACAAACCCAUCUCUACUUCUGGAAGUACAUCUUUUGACCUCUUCAGUAAUUUGAAUGGUACAGUUAAAGAUGAUUUUUCUGAAUUUGACACACUUCGAACUUCCAAAAAGCCAGCUGACUCGGGGUCCACUCUGCCAUCCCAGCAUAGCGGUACCACCAGUCCUGAUCUCUUUGAUUCCCAACACUCCAGCAUGACAUCAGGCAAACAAAGCGCAGCCCGCAAAACCCCCGAGUCUUUCCUGGGCCCCAAUGCUGCUUUGGUGAACCUGGAUUCGCUGGUGUCUAAGCCACCACAACCUGUUACUUCACUGAAUCCAUUCUUGGCACCAGGUGCAGCUACCGCACCAGCUCCAAUCAACCCCUUCCAAGUGAAUCAGCCGCAGCCGCUCACUCUGAACCAGAUGAGAGCGAGUCCCGUGAUGGGAACCAGUCCCUCCUUCAGCGCCGUGCCACCGAUCAGCAUGGAGCCAAUACCUCUGUCUUCCAUGGCCCCCGUGCCCGUGGGGAUGGCACCGAUCCCUCCCAUGGGCACCGUGGCCUCUCUAACACGAAUGGGCCAGGGGCUGAACGUGAGCAUUGCAGGAUCAAUGACCCAACCUCUCCACAGUACGGGAAUCCCGCCGGCAGCCUCCCAGUCUACAAAUACAACUAACCCUUUUCUCCUAUAAAGACCCAAUCCAAGGACCUUUCUUUUCCUAGUGUUUCCAGGCUGAAGUCUUUACAGCUAAAUGAACGUGGCCUGUGUGGACUGAACGGUGUGUAAGAGACUUGGAAGUAGAUUUGCAGUUUACAGUUAUGAUCUUUGAAGAGUUGUCUCUACUUACCAGUUAAUCUAAAUCUAGUCUUUGCUACAGAUGGUACCUUACUUUGGCUUGUUGAGCAUUAUGUGAAAUGUUCAGACUUUUCACCAAAGUUAGAUUCUGCCCAUUUUGUUACUUUGUUAAUCAUUUCAAUACACUUUCUAGGGAGAACCUGCCAUUUUAAACUCCGUUGGCUAUUUUGUAGAUGUCAGAUGAUGUGCUGGAUCCUGAAAUUACUAUUUACCUGCAUCUGUCACUUCCUAUGCCCAUAAGAUAGACCUGAGAUUCAGAGUGCUAGUGAAUGUUUUGCACAUAACUACACACAGUUCUAGACUGUUGGUUCACCCAUAGUCCUUACUCUUAGGCGAGAACGACUUUGAGGGCCCAGGUGGCUGGUUUUUAUGCAUUAAACAUUGCAACGCAAAAUCGCACUGCUUUCCUAUCCAAGGUUGACCGAGAAAGCAAGCUUGUCUCAAAAGGA
Tinamus guttatus (white-throated tinamou) is the source of this 2576-nucleotide messenger RNA. Lineage: Eukaryota; Metazoa; Chordata; Aves; Tinamiformes; Tinamidae. The record is from RefSeq and is a predicted model, not a curated record.